AUGGAGCCUCUCUUCACCAUCCCCAUCGCGGCCCUCCCGCCAAACCACCCCGGCGGCGAGAUCGUCUGCACAGUCCCCCGUCCGCGCACCUACGUCCUCACCUUCUCCUCGCCCCCGGACAACCGCAUGACCACCCCCUUCUGCCGCGCCCUCCUCUCCGCCCUCGACGUCCUCGAGUUCGGCGACCACGAGUCCGGCGUCGUCAUCACCACCAGCGCCAUCCCCAAGUUCUACAGCAACGGCCUCGACCUCGAGCACGCCGUCGCCACCGACGGCUUCUGGGCGCUGCUCUACGAAGUCUGGCGCCGCUUCCUAACCUUCCCAAUGCCCACCAUAGCCCUCCUCAACGGGCACGCCUUCGCCGGCGGCCUCAUGCUCGCCAUGGCCCACGACUACCGCCUCGCCCCCCACCCCAAGGGCUUCCUCUGCGUCAACGAGCUCCUCUUCGGCGCGCCCCUCAAGCCCCCCAUGGCCGCCAUAUUCCGCACCAAGCUGACACCCCAGGUCUACCGGAACCUCGUGCUCGAGGCGCGGAGGUUCACGGGGGCCGAUGCCGUCGAGGCGGGCAUCGCCGACGGGCUGGCCGACGAGGGGGUCGAGUCCGCCUUGAAAUUCAUCGACGCGCGGGGGAUCGAGGAUAAGGGGAAGACCGGGGUUUACGGGGUGAUCAAGGCGGAGAUGUACAAGGACCUGGUGCGGAUGCUCAAGAGCCCCGGGCUGGAGGCCGAGGAUGCGCGGUUCGACGCCGCGCAGGAGAACGAGAGGGAGAGGAAGGAGUUCGGCAAGGUCUGGUAUGAGCAGUGGCAGAGGGAGAAUCAGAAGGCCAAGCUGUAG
Messenger RNA from Clonostachys rhizophaga, 834 nucleotides. Lineage: Eukaryota; Fungi; Ascomycota; Sordariomycetes; Hypocreales; Bionectriaceae. The record is from the annotation of a GenBank genome assembly.